AGGGCUAGAGAUGCAUUUUGGAAGCUCCCAUAGGCAGAUCGUUUCGGUACCUAAAUCAACCUUGACGUGGGACACACUUCCGGAGCCGCAUCAUCAUGGCAUAGUCCAUCGAAUACAACACUUUAAGGAUCUUUCUAGGGGCUCUACCUUCACGGCGUCUGUGAAAGUGCCGGCUCCGUGCAGCAGCUCGGUCAAGAGGAGAUGCUAUUCGAAAUCUUCACGGUGAGCCUCACAUUGCGUUCUCUAAUUUGCACUCCAGGGACCUGCUACUGCCGCCGAUAUUCCUCUGGCGCCUCCGUUGCACCUUCGGCUUGGUGGCCGUGCCAAAGCAUCACAGCAUCGUCCACGAGCAAAUGCAUCAUCGCAUUCCGACUUCUCCCACCCGGAAGUAGGUCUAGCUUUCCUCAGUGCGACUUGCAGGAGCAUAUUCGGCGGCGGAUUACUUGCAGACGAAGCUUUCGCCGGUGGAUACGGGCGUGCUGUCGACAAACGGCGUGUCGUUCGACGUCUUUACGGAUCCACCGGACGACCCCUCCCGUGAUGUACUGCACUACCGCCGGAGAACCGUGUCGGCCCGUUUGACGUUUUCUUAAGUCCCAUAGAUGGGAAACAGACGUGCGGGUCCGCUAGCAUUCUGAGACUACGCAAGCGUACCAAACAUUGAUGUUUGGAGUACGCCCGCAGGUUGCACGUCAAAUGCGGCUCUACGGCGCAUGGAAAGAAACGAUGCGCUCUCUGGUCAGCUUCGUGGUU
Molecule: messenger RNA, 753 nt
Organism: Trematosphaeria pertusa
Lineage: Eukaryota; Fungi; Ascomycota; Dothideomycetes; Pleosporales; Trematosphaeriaceae
Exons: 2
Coding region: 202-582 (126 amino acids)
Source: RefSeq, a predicted model, not a curated record